GGCCACCACUGAACAAAUUUUCACGUUACUCAAAACUCUUUGCGAAACAAAUGAAGACGAUCUAAAAGCCGUUAUGGUAUUAAACAUCAAGCAAUACCAAUCUACUCGCUCCACCCUAAUCUCACCUCCCUCUGACUUCUCCCCCUCCAGUGAUGCACGUGGUUUUGUAUUCUGCUGUGUCGACGGUUUGAAACUCUUGUCCUCCACACUUCCCACAGCUCCUGGUCACAUGUUUUCUGUAACCAAUCAGAAUACGUUUACCCAGGUUCUGCAGAUGCUCUUUGGGUUUGGAGUGGCAGCGCUCUGUGACACUGGUGUUUGUCCUGUUUCUGUUCAGACUGAAGUUGAGAAAUAUGAGAGUUGUCCUGGUCAGAGGAAUGUGGAGCUACAGGAAAUUGUUCUUGUUAUGCAGAGUUUUGUGGAAGAUAAUUUUUAUGGGUCGCUGGUUUUGUCAAAGUAUCUUGGUAUUUUGAUAGCAGCUUGUGUACAGAUUUUAUUUGGUCCAAAUAAUCCGGGGAGAGUUAUCAAGCAGAACAAAAACCUAUUGUUAGUGCAAAAAAGCAAGAUUAUUGACUCUAAAAUUAUCAAAAACUUCCUAGAUGAACUGUUAUACAAGUCUCCCAAAGUUGCCUCAGAGAUCGUCAAUCUUCAGCUCCCGAAAGGCACAGCAAAACCCCCUACUUGGCUACUAGCUGUAACCAAUGAUCUUAUGAGACUACAAGUUUUACGUCCAAAUGGAGUGCUGAAUGUGGCUAGGCAACUGUUUGAGCAUUACGGAAGUAUUGUAACAUACGAGGACCAGGAUUUCUGUGAUAAAGUAUCAACGGUUAUUGUCACUCCACCGAGAGUCAAACCGAAGGAAUAUUCCAUCAACAUCAUUGAGCAAGUUUCUGUAAUGUUAGAGGAGCUAACGAACUCAAAACUCAGGCAACAGUUCCUUCGUUUGUACAAGAAUUUGGUUCAUAAGCUAACUGCAGACAACCCGGAUUUAGCAUUCGAUCUGUAUUGGAGCAAAAUAUUUUCGCCUUGUAUCACUUGGAACCUAAACACGAAAAACCCAUCUAUGAGUAAAACAUUGUUAGGUGAGAAAGAUGCCGAAUCGUGGCUCAAUCGACUCGAGACAAUAGCAAAUUCAGGCUUACUCCAAAACAACUUAUCAGAAAAGAUCUGCAAUGAAUUCCUCUCAGCCCUUUUAUAUCUUUAUCAUCACGUUUAUCAAGGCAUCUCCCCUCAGAAGACUGCAUUAUUGGCAUUGGUAAAGGAGCUUUUAGGCUCCUCGUCAUCUUGGCCAAAUAAAAUCAUAGAUUUUUUGUCCACUAACCUGAAUGAUAAACGAGAGGUUCUCUGGGGCAAUGGACCUUCUGGUGGGUUUAUGUUGAUGUGUCAGUCUGGAAACUCCGCUCCUCGUUCGUCUGCCUUUUCCUUGGAUCCUAACGAUAUCCUUGGAAGUAAUGAUAAGAUUGUUGAGGUGACGAUGAAGAUCCUAAAAUCUCUACCCUCCGGAAGAGAUGAUCAACUUUCUGACUUUUUCCUCCAACUGUUUCGUGAUGUUAUCUCUAGUGGGUCCGAACCAGAACAAGCUGAGAAUUUCCUUGACGGUCCUGCUGAUCUACAUCAAUUUCAGGUAUCUCUGCGAAAAGGGUUGCUUUUAGAUUUACUCUGCCAGACAUUUGGUCAGAAACUGUUGAAAAAUACUGCUCAGACCAUUGCCCUUUUGAAACUGAUAGUUGUACAGAAAUCAGAUAAUCCAAGUUUGGAGAAGGAUGAGGUUCUGUUGAUCAGUUUUGGUAUUUUGAGCACCUACAUGCGGGAUGAAAUAACCUUAUCUGAGUCAGAUGAAUCUGAAAUUAAAUCUCUUAUAGGACCUCUUAACAAGAUAAGUGAAACAUCAGGAAACAGAGAAGUCGCUAAGUUAUCCAACGAUCUAAAAAUCUGCAUCGCCACCAAAAUAAAUCUUGACUCGUUACCCAAUCUUCUCAAGAACCAAGGAGAUGCAACUGCAUCAACGUUAGGAAGUUUGCCAGAUAUUAUAAAAGAUUUGGGUGAUCCUCUAAUACCAUCCCGUGCUCACGCUAUCAUACAACUUGGCAAACAAUUUGCGGCCAAGAAUCCUUUGGUCAUGGAAAAUGUUGAAUUGCUUCAAAAAAUUCUCAUUGAAAACUUGACCCACGACGACAGUUAUGUAUUUUUAGCAGCGGUCAAAUGUCUUGCUCAAAUAAGUUGGUGUAACACCCAAAAUAUUCUGGACAGAAUAACUUACGAAAUUCAGAACACGUCUAGAAAGGAGGACGAUAGGGCAAAGUGUAUGGAGGUUCUGGUUAACAUCAUCAAAAUAACAAAUGAGAUGCUCCCCAAAUAUGAAUCUCAGAUUUUCAACUGUCUACUGAAAUGCGUGAACCACCAGCACAGCGAGAUAAUGAGGGUCUCCAGUUUAAGUUGUUUAGGUGAACUUUGUAAAAUAUGUAAACUUGGGAUUCUUUGUCACAUCCAAGAGAUUAUUGAUGUCUGUGAAAGAACUUUGGUGGAGGAUCAGAGCCCGCUUGCUAAAAAGGGAGCCAUCCUCAUAAUCGCGAAUUUCAUAGAAUCUCAAGAUAAGUCAUUGUUUCACGAGUUAGAGAGAGAAACCCUGAGAAUAUACAGACUAUUGAAGAAAGUUACUGCGUCAAGAUAUGAUGAAGAGGUUGAGCAUCGUGCUCUUCAAGCUCUUGGAGUUUUGUCAGGCAUUGUCCGGGAAUUUAUGUUUCCAAAGACGAAGAUUCAGCAUGAUAUCAAAAUUUUAUAAUUUCUUGAAUUCUCUUAAUGUUUCAUGUCAUAUUUAGAUUUCAUUCCCAAUAGCGAUCCAUAUUUGGGUCUCUAUCUUAAGGGUACUGUGUUUUAACAGCAUACUUGCAGACUAUUUAUAACUAACUAUAAAACAUUGUGUACCGACUACAGCAGACUGUUUUUAACUAUUUAUGAAUUUUGUAUUGACAAAUUUUUAAACAUCA
Bolinopsis microptera is the source of this 2987-nucleotide messenger RNA. Its product is annotated as transport and Golgi organization protein 6 homolog. The record is from RefSeq and is a predicted model, not a curated record. Bases 74 to 2782 code for a protein of 902 amino acids. Gene Ontology annotation, biological process: protein secretion. NCBI's taxonomy places the organism in Eukaryota, Metazoa, Ctenophora, Tentaculata, Lobata, Bolinopsidae. The transcript has a single exon.